Messenger RNA from Fonsecaea monophora, 1383 nucleotides. RefSeq lists its product as hypothetical. The transcript has 4 exons. Bases 1 to 1383 code for a protein of 460 amino acids. Gene Ontology annotation, molecular function: flavin adenine dinucleotide binding; oxidoreductase activity, acting on the CH-CH group of donors. Lineage: Eukaryota; Fungi; Ascomycota; Eurotiomycetes; Chaetothyriales; Herpotrichiellaceae. The record is from RefSeq and is a predicted model, not a curated record.
AUGUCUACCUCUGCAUCUCAGAACAUCCCACCCAUCGCCCUCCCAUUUGUGUCGGAACGGGCGAAAAAGCUUUUGGAUGUGGUCGAAAAAUUCGUGCACGAAGAAUGCAUACCAGCGGAUCCGGUCUUUCUCGCCCAGAUUGGGACCGGCAAUGGCCGCUGGCAUGGUCACCCGUCCAUCAUAGAUGAAUUGAAGAAAAAAGCUCGUGCCCUGGGCAUGUGGAACAUGUUUCUUCCCAAAAAUCAUUACAAGGACGGCCCGCAAUUCACGAAUCUCGAAUACGCCUUGAUGGCCGAGUAUUUGGGCAAAAGUAGCAUAGCAAGUGAGGCCCCCCUCCAGGCAUGUAACUGCUCCCCACCCGAUACUGGCAACAUGGAAGUCCUCGCGCGUUACGGCUCCCCCGCUCAAAAGAAUCAAUGGCUCAAGCCUCUGAUGGAGGGCCAAAUUCGGUCUGCCUUCCUAAUGACCGAGCCUGACAUUGCUUCUUCCGACGGCAGUAAUAUUCAACUACGUAUAGAACGCCAUGGCGAUCACUACCUUUUGAAUGGAUCGAAGACGUGGGCGUCCGGCACCGGCGAUGAGCGCUGUAAGAUUUAUCUCGUCAUGGGCAAGUCGAAUCCGGACCACCCGGAUCCGUAUCGGCGACAAUCUAUCAUACUAGUUCCGUCAGACACGCCUGGGAUGAAGAUACACCGGAUGCUCAGCGUAUAUGGGUAUGACGACGCCCCUCACGGCCACGGCCAGAUCACCUUCACUAACGUCAAGGUGCCGCUCAACGCACUUGUCUUGGGCGAAGGCCGCGGCUUCGAAAUUAUGCAAGGUCGCCUAGGUCCAGGUCGAAUUCACCACGCCAUGCGCGCCAUAGGCGCCGCUGAGUAUGCACUGGAAUGGCUGAUCAACCGUCUAAAUGACGAGCGCAAGAAGCCAUUUGGCAAACAACUCUCGGAGCAUGGCGUCCUGUUGGAAUGGGUCGCCAAAUCGCGCAUCGAGAUCGAUGCUUCACGGCUCGUCGUCCUCAACGCCGCGAUCAAGAUUGACCAGAUGGACGCCAAAUUUGCGCUCAAGGAGAUUGCAGAAGCAAAAAUCAAGGUGCCUCAGGUCGCGCUUGAGGUGGUGGACCGAGCAAUUCAAGUACACGGCGCGGUGGGUGUGGGCCAGGACACCCCACUGGCGAGUAUGUGGGCGCACCUGAGGACGUUGCGGAUUGCAGAUGGGCCAGACGAAGCUCAUCUACACCAACUCGGCCGUCGGGAGAACAAACAGCGCAAGGACGAGGUCAAGAGACGCCUGGCCCAACAGCUGGCAAAGACCGAGUCCCUCUUCCAAUCCAUGGGCGUGGACCGCAACGAGUUGGGUAACGCCAAGUUCAACGCGAAGUUGUAG